UCCGAUCAAUCCCAAGUAUAUGGAAAUUCAUCAAUGUCAUAAUUUUUCUUUAGGAAAUUUACUCAAUGUCUUUUGAAAACAACUAGCAUACUGAAUUGUCAAGAAAACAGUGAAUGUAUGAAUGUACAUCAUUUCUAGAAAAUAUUUUGAACAAACAUGCAAUUUUAGAUGUUGACGUUGCUGGCUGUCCAUAGUUGUGUUUGAUCGGAUCGAUCGCAACUCUUUGUAAGACGGGGCCCAGGUCAGCCAACCAGUAAGAUUUUAAUAGAUUUAAAAGAUUUUUUUUUUCUUUCAAAUUAGCAAAAUUAAAGCAAAAGUCAGAUUAUUUGAAGUAUGAGUCAUAUACUUUUGAUAGUGUGUACAUGUAAUUGCCCCAAAUAAGAUUUGUUUUUUUGUUUCAAUAGGAUUUUUAAUUUCUAAAAAAUUCAUAUCUCCAUUUACAAAAAUGAGUACAAAGUUUCCCUUUCUUUUAAUAGCGAUGUCGUUUUCAGUUUUCUUGUUACUCAUUAAGUAUUAAAGGGUUUUAUCCCUUUUUCAUUGAUUCUGCAGGUGGGUUUGCCCUGGUCUUCCUGGUCAAAGGUCGCAAUGGAGUACACUACGCCCUCAAGAGGAUGUUUGUCAACAACGAGCAGGAUUUGGUCGUCUGCAAGAGAGAGAUCAAGAUCAUGUCUACACUGUCGGGUCACAAGAACAUUGUGCCCUAUGUCGAUUCCAGCAUCACACGCAGCAACAGUGGAGUCUAUGAAGUCCUCAUUUUGAUGGAGUAUUGUAGAGACGGCCAUGUUGUCCAGCAGAUGAACGAGAGGCUUUCGAUAGGGUUCACGGAGCAAGAAGUCCUGAGAAUAUUCUGCAAUGUCUGCGAGGCUGUCUCAAGGCUUCAUCAUUGUCAGACACCCAUCAUCCACAGAGACCUCAAGGUUGAAAACAUCCUGUUGCAUCGGAGUGGUAACUACAUGCUUUGUGACUUUGGCAGUGCUACGGGACGUGUUCUGGAUCCUAAGCUCCACAGUAUCAAUGACAUUAAGGAUGAGAUUGAGAAAUACACUACCGUGUCCUAUCGUUCUCCAGAAAUGAUUGACUUGUAUUCAGAGAAACCUAUUACAACCAAAGCAGAUAUAUGGGCAUUAGGAUGUAUGCUGUACAAGUUGUGUUUCUUCACUCUCCCAUUUGGAGAAAGCAGUCUAGCAAUACAGAGUGGAAACUUCACGAUACCGGACAAUUCCAAGUACUCAAGGGAGAUACAUGCUCUUAUACGAUUCAUGUUGGAAGUGGAUGUUGAGAAAAGACCAGACAUAUUCCAGGUUUCCUACGUAGCAUUCAAAGCUGCUGGCGUGGAUACACCCAUUCAAAACCUACAUAAAUCGCCAGUACCUGAUGGGAGCAAGCUUCCCCUCCCACUGACCGAAAGCGAACAGAGACAACAACAUUCCAGGAAUAAAACAAACAACCAAAAUAGAACCCCAGCUGGUCCCAUGGAGGUCAGUACCUCUGUCACCCCCAGGCAGAGACCGAAGGCAUCUCAACAGGGCAUGGCCCCGGCCGCAGGGGGCCUCUCACUCCCGACCCCAUCCUCCAUCACCAGGCAACGAUCAUCAAAGCAUGGGCAGCCACCGACGGGAGCAGCGGCGGCAGCAGCAGCACAGAGGAUCAGUCCCCCUCAAGUUCAAGCACAACAAGCAGCGCAGCAACAGCAACAUCAGCAGCAACUGAUACAAGAACAACAGCUUGCCCAGCAACAAAACAAACAAAGACUCCUUGCUCUUGCCCAACAACAGCAGCAGCAGCAGCAACAACAACAACAGCAGCAGCAGCAGCAGCAACAACAGCAGCAAAUGGCAUACAAUAAUGCCCAAGCCCCAGUUGCUUAUGGACCACAGCAGCAGCAAGUUGCUGGGUUUGGGCAGGGGCAGCCACAGCAAGUUGCUUACGCCGGUCAGCAAGGUUUCCAACAGCCUUUCCAACAGCCACAACCGACUCCGCAGCAGCCCGGGUUUGGGCAACACGGUGCUUUUUCCAGACCCCCGCAACUUAGCUUCGAGCAACAAGCAAGCAUUCAGGCACAGUAUGCGCAGCAACAGGCUGCCUUGCAGCAACAGCAGCAGCAGCAACAACAGGCAGCACUUCAACAACAGCAGCAGGCAGCUUUGCAACAACAGCAACAGGCUGCUUAUCAACAGCAGCAACAGGCUUUGUUACAACAACAGCAGCAGCAGCAACAGCAACAAGCAGCAUAUCUCAGUCAACAGGCUGCUUUAGAACAACAAGCUGCAUUACAGCAACAGCAACUAGCAUACCAGCAACAGCAACAACUAGCUGCACAACAACAACAACAGUACCAGGCCUCCUCGCCACCUCCGUACUCCCAGCCGCCACAGUUCAUACCACCCGAGCAACAGGCGAUGUACCAACAGCAACAGUCGGCUUUACAACAGCAACAGGCGCAACAGCAGCAGUUCCUUCAGGCCCAGGCCUUGGCCCAGCAAGCCCAGGCUGCUGGGGCCGUUGGCACCUUGGUAGAAGGUAGGCUGGACGAUAUCAAUGUGCCAGUCUUGGAGGGGAAAAACAAAUUUGAUGGUGACCAUGUGAGUCCUGUCCAAGACCUUGCAAGUCCUACCAACCCAUUUGGUCCGCAGGCUGCCAUCUUGGCCUCCCAGCUUGCGGCAGGCCCGGGAGACGAUGAAGAUCUAGACAGUGAAUUUGAUCAACUAAGGAAAGUCAGUCCAGAAACAACCACCAAUGCCACUCAGCCACAGACGCCGGGAGUCUCCAACCCUUCCCACACUACCGAUGUCUUUGGUGCUGUCCCAUUUAAUCUUGGUGAAGGACGGCCUCACUCUGGAGGUGCAGCUGAGAUGGAGCAUAUAGCCAGUGGUGCCGCUGGACAGCAGACCCAAGCCCAAGGGCACGUCAUGGAGUCCUCACCGCCUCUGGUUGUAGGAGCAGGGGAGCCAAGGAAAGUGGGUGGUACGGUGGACGUCUUCGGAGCGACGCCUUUUGGUCUUAGCGGGGGCAAUCAAGCUGCGCAGCCCUCGCAGACAUACCAGCAGCAACGGAACAUGAGCCCCCAGGAAGCCGACCUUCUAGGAGCCAUGGCUCUCGAACCACAGCCAGAGUCGGCAUCCACCCCUCGCAUCAGGGUCGGGUUUGAGGAUGACUUUGUUCGGGAGGGGAAGCAGGACGGGAGGUCGGAAAGACUGACCAGUACAGGAUCAUCCAGCAGCUUCGGUUUGGAUAGGUCGAUACGAGAGCUGGAUGAAUUCGGGGCAAAGCCAUUCGGAACUGUCAGGCAGCAGAGGGGAAGCGAGUCGAGUAGCGAUCACGAGGGGGAAAGGUUGUCAAGUAGCCUUCGAGAUUUCAGCUAUGAUACCUUUGAUAGUGAUUCUAUUGAUAUUCGGAAGGAUGAGGAGCAUGCUCACAGGGGGUUACUUGAUCAGGAAGAGUCUUCGGAAGAUGAAUCCGAUGACGAUUCUGAUCACCAGGACUUUGACGAAGUUGGUGCCCAGCCCCUGAUGGGCGAUGAUGGCCACGGUCUAUCGGAUGCGGAGUUAGCCAGUCUGAAUCUGCGUGAGGACCUGCCUUCUAGCAAAGUGCCGAAAAAAUCUGAGCCGCCUGUUGCGCAGCUCAUUGACAUGACCGAUGAUGACCCCUUCAGUCAAGCCCCAUUCAAAGCGAAGACUGGGAGUCUGAAACGUGCCACUGAGCCAGUGGGAAUGUGUGCUCUCACCCCUCCUAUUUCUCCCCCGAUGCAGGAAGAGGAUCCAUUCGGAGAGGCCCCUUUUAAUCCUCGUACCGGACUGCAGCGCGAGACCAGCAAGUCGUCCGUUGGCUCGGCCGGCUCGGAUGUCUUCUCAAAGGCACCUUUCUCAGCUUCGUCCAAGAAGCGGCAGGGUACUGGGUCGGAGGUGAGGCGUGCCAAAACGCAGCAUGUUUCCGGGGAACAAACAACAACACUUGGUAACCCAACACCGCCCAUCUCACCAACUGAGCUAGGAGCUCAGGGGAUGUCUUCUAAGAUGGCCAAGCAAGAGCCUGAUAUGUUUGGUGCUGUUCCAUUUCAUGCUGUAACAUCCCAGGGCUCGGAUUUGGAGAUGAGCGGUCAAGAAGAUGCAAAGAAAUCGGGUCCAGCCACUCACAAGCGCCCACAUGUGGUGAGCACAGCUGUCGGCGUGCGUCGUUCAAGCAGGACUUCUUCUGGAGGCCGUAGACGUCGUAGCGGAAGCAACAGCUCUCGUUCCUCGCGUCGCAGCAGUUCCAGUUCUGCCUCCAACUCCCUCAAGUCGAGCCCGGGCAGCCAGCCCAGACUGCGAGGAUCACAAGACAGUCUAGAUGCAUUCGGCUCGCGUCCGUUCGCACUAGGGGACGACGGACAGCCCAAGCCGGUCGAUACCAAGCUUGGUUUUGAGGACUCGUUCGGGCGGAAGCUCACGCCACCCCAACCCCACAAACAGUUCUCCCUUCCUGUGACAAGGGCGGUUGAUGACUUUGGAGCACAGCCUUUCACAAGUCCAGACUCGCCCGCCGCUCCGGCCGGGUUCGAUGACGUCGACCCUUUCGGGGCCGCUCCGUUCAAGCCACCAGCAAUUACAGGACCAGUGAAGCGGCAGGGUGCUAGGAGGGCGAGGGGUCCGUCGGGAGAGGAGAAGUCUCCAGAGAAGGUGAACUUUCCGUCCCGACAAAGACGUAGCUUUCAAACAGACCUGUGAACUCAUCUUUUGCUAGCAGUUCGAUCAUAACAUGAAAAUAUGCCAUAGCAGAUUGAACCUUGUUUCAUCCAGUUGGUAGAUUGUGCUAUAAAUCUCUGUUGCAGUUGUAUGUUAUUGAACCCGCAGAUUUUUUUUUUCCAACCAGUAUGGGAUCCAGCAUAUCUUUUAGAUCUGAUUUUGCAUGUACAUUGUAAUAUGGGUCAAUUAUAUUCUCUGUUCUUGGUCGAGGGAAAGGAAAAGGACAAAAUGGGGAUACCUAUGAGAUUCUAUUAGUAUAAAGAGAGAAGAGAGAGAUAUCGAAAUGCAUCAAAAACUUUUUUUUCUAUUCUAUUACAAGGCUCAGACUUGAUGAUCAAUAUAAAGUAGAAUCCUUGGGGGGAGAAAAUCACCAAAAUUCUUUAAUUUGUCGAAUGGAUUACAUGUAUGCCUUGUUUCAUACCAACAUUAGUUUGGUUGUUUGUUUUCUUUUUGCAGUUUUCCCUUUUUUUUUGUUAUUGAUAUUAUAGUCUUGAUUUUCUUUACAAAUUGAAUGCUGGUUAUAAUUUCAAUUAGUUUCUGAUAUUAUCUCAACAUUGUGCUCAUAUUCUUCAUCGGUCUCUCUAUCUGACCAGUGCAAGUUAAGGGGCAAAUUGCUCAAGAUAUAGGUUCAGUAAAAUCAUGAUAGGCCAAUCCUUAUUUAACUGGUGCUAAAUCUAAAAGAGAAAAGAGUUGAAGAUUAUUUGAUAUUGGUCAUUUAAAAGUGUUGGCAUUGGUGUCACCUUUACUUUGAGCGAGCUAUGUAGCUGUACAGUGAACAUUUCUGUACAUGUAUAUAUAAUUAUAUAUAUAUUUGUAUUAAAAUUUCAUACAAGAAACAAUAAAUUAGGAGCUAGUUUCAUAAAUUAUUCUAGUGAUCUUUGUUUCAAUAUCAUAAUUGUUUUUGGUUUGUCACAAUACAAAUGCAAUUGACAUCUCCACUAACAAUUCUGUAAACAUGUGACAUAUUAAUGAUUAUAUUGCACUUAGGACAAUUAUUAUUAUGAUGUGGUGUAUAGACCAAAUAUAUCUUUCUGUGAUGGAGAAAAAUAAGUUGGCAGUUGAGUUGUUUUCCAGGAGCAUAAUUUUGAAGAUCUAUGUUGGAAAUUAUUACAGAAAUUGCAGAGAAAUUAAAAUCUAAAGAGGUCUUAAAUUCCACCGGACCUACUUCAGUGAUCAGUUUAUCUUCGUUCAAAGUUUAUUUGAAGACAAAUUUAAAGAUUCUGUGCCAUUUCCCCCAACUUGAAUUAUAAAAAGUUGUGCUCGUUGAAUGCUCUUCAAUGUUUAAAAUUUCUAUGAUGUCACAGAGCGAAAUUUGUAACAAAUGGGAGGUAUGUGCUCAUAUCAACAAUAAAAACUAUGCGACGGGCAACAGUGUAUUUACUACAUGAUCCUGUAUGCCUCCAGAUUUUUCUUGAUGAUGUAUAAAUAUAUAGAUCUUAUAUACAUAUUUACAUGUAAAUGAAAGUUGUAUUUUUCCCAUUGUCAAUGUUUCGUCGUCUUUAUAUUGUAAGUUUUUAGAUUGUUUUUACUCCCUAUUAUCCUGUUUUGUACAGAGUACAGAUAUCAAUAUUUCAUUCUUUUCUUUUGAAGGGGUUUCAUUGCUUAUUGGGACAAAAUGUGUUUGAUGGUGCGGGGAAAAUUGAGAUGAUUACGAAAAAUAUGAUCUGUUCAGGAACAUGUGCUUAAGUCAACAGGGUCCUUGGACGGUGAUUUUACAAAACCUG
Molecule: messenger RNA, 6445 nt
Organism: Lytechinus pictus (painted urchin)
Lineage: Eukaryota; Metazoa; Echinodermata; Echinoidea; Temnopleuroida; Toxopneustidae
Product: BMP-2-inducible protein kinase-like
Exons: 15
Coding region: 612-4703 (1363 amino acids)
Biological process (GO): protein phosphorylation
Molecular function (GO): ATP binding; protein kinase activity
Source: RefSeq, a predicted model, not a curated record